Phyllotreta striolata is the source of this 2571-nucleotide messenger RNA. Lineage: Eukaryota; Metazoa; Arthropoda; Insecta; Coleoptera; Chrysomelidae. The record is from the annotation of a GenBank genome assembly.
AGUUUUUUCACGUGAGUAAUUUUUUUGGUUUAAAUUUUUUUCAAAAUUUUUUUACGAUUCUUUAAAAAAUGCAAUGUUGUUCCCUAGAAUUCCACUACAAUCUCAUAGUUAAAUAUUAUGAAAUGUUAACUAUAGAAUCAAAUUACUUACUGAUUUAAAGAUAUUGUGCUAUAAUUUAAAUUUUACAGGAAAUUUACAGAAGAUUGAACUUCACUCGCCAUCUUCGAACAAUUUUAAUAACUCCUCGGGAAAUUGACAGAUAACUGUCAAGUUUUUUGGAAGUAGGAAACUAUUUUGUAACUAACAAAAAUAUUGGUAAGCCUGCAUACUGCUUUGUGGCAAGUGUCAAAAGUAAAGUGACGUUGACAUUUGAAGUGUGAAUUGCGACUAACAUAGGAUUGCUUGUUGUUUACGCCAGAUUCGUUUAAAAAGUUAUUUAUAUUUGGUGAUUUAUACCUAAACUAACGAAUUGAUUUAUAAAUUAUGUAGUGCAUUUUAAUAAGGAACAAAGAGAAUUAAAUAGUUUAGUGUCCAAUGUAGACUCCACCAUGUUGCUUGUUUGACAGCCUUGGCAAGCAGUUAAAGCUCGUAAUUUUGCGAAAAAUCCACAAGGAAUAAGACACUAUUUAUAAGUAUUUGAAACGGUACUUAAUUACAACAUCAUUUAAAUUUUAAUAAAAAAGGAAUGUUUCAUGAUACAAAUACAUGAAAUUAACAAGCGCGCCUAUUUUGCAGAAUGGUAACCCUAACCUCAAUACCACUGUUUUGGUUUCUAAAAUUCUAUAACAGUGCGGUUUCCAUUAUAUUUAUCAGUGCUCAUAAAUUCAAUAUUGAAAUAUUUUAAAAUUGGUUUAGGACUAACUAGUGAUUAAUGUAGUUUUGGACAAUAAUAUGGAACAAGUUGUUGCCCCCCAGAAAGAUGGAAAAGAUACCGAGUCACCAAUGAAAGAUAAACUAUUCGAUCCUUCUAUUGAUAUGCUAGUAAAUGAUUUCGAUGAUGAACGCACACUAGAAGAAGAAGAAGCUUUAGCAGCAGGUGAAUUCCAAGAUCCAGAUGCUGAACUAUCCAGUUUACAGAAGGAGAGUAAUAUGCCUUUAGAAGAAUUGUUGGCCCUGUAUGGUUAUAGAGGUGAAAAUCAAGAAAACGAAAGUCCAGAAGAGGAGAAAGAAGAGGAAGAACCACAGCAACAUAGUCCAGAGAUGUCGGAACCAAUAGAAGAACAGGAAAGCGAACCUUCUCCACCUGAGGAACCAUCAAAAUUGAGCGCUCUUUAUGAACCAAUGCCUGAAACAGAUCAAGAUGAAUCUCGCCUCUUACGGUCGGUAUCAAGGGUUAGUGAGGAGGAAGAAGAAGAUUACGACUAUAGUCCCGAUGAAGAGGACUGGAGAAAGGUUAAUAAGACUAUAAUGGUAGGAAGUGACUAUCAAGCCCAGAUUCCGGAAGGUUUGUGCCAUUAUGAUGAUGCUCUCCCAUACGAAAAUGAAGAUAAACUGUUGUGGGACCCGUCUGUGAUGUUAUGUAGUGAAGUAGAAGAUUUUUUGAAGAAAGCUUCAGCUAUUACGAAACCGCCUAUUCCUACUGGUACUCAGCUAAGAGAUGAUGAGCAGGCCUUGUAUCUUCUGCAACAGUGUGGACAUAACGUCGAAGAAGCGCUCAGGAGAUUGAGAAUGACGGUGCCUGCUAAUCCUUCGGAAACUAUGAACGAAUCUCUCUGGUCUGAAGAGGAGUGUCGAAAUUUCGAAUCUGGUGUAAGGUGUUACGGAAAAAAUUUUCACAAAAUCCAGCAGGAUAAGGUCAGAACAAGGUCUGUUGGUGAGCUUGUUCAGUUUUACUACCUCUGGAAAAAAUCAGAAAGACAUGACAUAUUUGCAAACAAGGCGAGGUUAGAGAAGAAAAAGUAUGCCCUUCACCCAGGUUUGACAGAUUUUAUGGAUAGGUUUUUGGAAGACCAAGACAGUCGAGACAGAAGUUCAUCUCCAAAUGUACCUUGCGGUGGUAAUGGGAAACCCCCUCCUGAUACUUGAUCUCUAUUAUACAGUUAUUGGUUAUAUAAGCAACGUCAGGAUGAUUAGUGCAAUCUAGCACAACAAAAUUCAUUUGCGUCAAUGCCUGAUUUGUAUUAAGGCUUUAGUGGAAACGUUAUUAAAUUUAUUUAAAUUCUGCACUGUCGGUUGUAACUUCCUAAAUUUUCAAAUUUACUAUAUUCUUUUACAAAUGCACAAGUACAAGUUGAGGAAAACAGUGCAGCAGUUUAAUGAUUAAUUGAUUACUGAUAAAUUCAGUACAGAAGCGUUUAAUCCAAAAAUUGCAGAACUUAUUUAUUUUAAUAGAUAUUUUGACAAUGCAAAUAUUACAAUCUACAUUUAAAGGCUGAUAGAUUGACUGACAGCAUUUCAUAAAUGUAAUGAUAUUUAAAACGUUGUUAUUACAUAUCAAUGAUAGAAAAGUGUCCCAUCAUCUUAUUUGUGCAAUUAUGUAAAAAGGUUAAAUUAUUUUUAUAAGUGCAUUGUGAUUACUGUGAAUGUUUUAAUUCUUCUAUUAAAAAACACUUACUUCAUUUUAAAUAUAUA